Cinclus cinclus is the source of this 2091-nucleotide messenger RNA. RefSeq names its product SEC14 and spectrin domain containing 1 (gene SESTD1). The record is from RefSeq and is a predicted model, not a curated record. The transcript has 17 exons. Lineage: Eukaryota; Metazoa; Chordata; Aves; Passeriformes; Cinclidae. Bases 1 to 2091 code for a protein of 696 amino acids.
AUGGAAGCCUCGGUAAUAUUACCUAUUCUGAAGAAAAAAUUGGCUUUUCUUUCAGGUGGGAAGGACAGAAGAAGUGGCCUCAUUCUGACAAUUCCAUUAUGCCUUGAACAGACGAGUAUGGAUGAGCUGAGUGUCACCCUAGACUAUCUUCUAAGUAUACCAAGUGAGAAGUGUAAAGCUCGAGGAUUCACUGUGAUAGUGGAUGGCAGAAAAUCUCAGUGGAACGUGGUAAAGACGGUUGUGUUAAUGCUCCAGAAUGUUGUUCCAGCUGAAGUGUCACUUGUUUGUGUAGUAAAGCCAGAUGAAUUUUGGGAUAAGAAGGUUACACAUUUCUGCUUUUGGAAAGAGAAAGAUAGACUUGGCUUUGAGGUUAUUUUAGUAUCUGCUAACAAGCUGACACGAUACAUAGAACCAUGCCAACUAACAGAAGAUUUUGGAGGAACUCUUACCUAUGAUCACAUGGAUUGGUUGAAUAAGAGACUGGUAUUUGAAAAGUUCACGAAAGAAUCAACAUCUUUACUGGACGAGCUUGCUCUGAUUAACAAUGGAAGUGAUAAAGGAACUCAACAAGAGAGAGAGAGAUCAAUAGAUUUGAACUUCCUUCCAUCAGUUGAUCCUGAGACAGUAUUGCAGACAGGGCACGAGUUACUCUCGGAGUUACAGCAGCGCCGCUUCAAUGGCUCUGACGGCGGCGUGUCCUGGUCCCCGAUGGACGAUGAGCUGCUGGCUCAGCCACAGGUCAUGAAGCUGCUGGACUCGCUCAGAGAGCAGUACACGCGCUACCAGGAGGUUUGUAGGCAGCGAAGCAAGCGCACGCAGCUAGAGGAGAUUCAGCAGAAGGUAAUGCAGGUAGUCAAUUGGCUUGAAGGACCUGGAUCAGAGCAACUAAGAACCCAGUGGGGAAUAGGAGAUUCCAUUAGAGCUUCACAAGCUCUGCAACAGAAACAUGAAGAGAUUGAGAGUCAGCACAGUGAGUGGUUUGCUGUUUAUGUUGAGCUUAAUCAGCAGAUAGCAGCUCUUCUAAAUGCAGGGGAUGAGGAGGACCUUGUGGAAUUGAAGGCAUUGCAGCAACAGCUGAGUGAUGUGUGUUACAGGCAGGCCAGUCAGCUGGAAUUCAGGCAGAACCUAUUACAAGCAGCACUUGAAUUCCACAGUGUUGCCCAGGAUUUGUCUCAGCAGUUGGAUGGUUUACUAGGAAUGUUGUGUGUGGAUGUAGCACCAGCAGAUGGAGCAUCAAUUCAACAAACAUUGAAACUACUGGAAGAGAAAUUAAAAAGUGUUGACUUAGGCUUGCAAGGCUUGCGAGAGAAAGGUCAAAGUCUUCUUGAUCAGAUAUCUAACCAGGCAUCAUGGGCUUACGGGAAAGAUGUGACCAUUGAAAACAAAGAAAAUGUGGACCAUAUCCAAGGAGUGAUGGAAGAUAUGCAGCUAAGAAAACAAAGGUGUGAGGAUAUGGUGGAUGUGCGGAGACUGAAGAUGCUUCAGAUGGUGCAGUUAUUUAAAUGUGAAGAAGAUGCUGCUCAGGCAGUAGAAUGGUUAAGUGAACUGUUGGAUGCUCUUCUGAAGACACACAUCCGACUGGGAGAUGAUGCUCAAGAAACAAAAGUUUUACUGGAGAAACAUCGAAAAUUUGUUGAUGUUGCACAGAGUACUUAUGAUUAUGGAAGACAGUUACUGCAAGCAACAGUGGUCCUGUGCCAGUCCUUGCGGUGCACUUCAAGGUCCUCAGGGGACACACUUCCCAGACUGAACAGAGUGUGGAAACAGUUUACAGUGACUUCUGAAGAAAGAGUACACCGCUUGGAAACAGCUGUUGCAUUUCAUUCAACUGCUGAAAAGAUUUUGCAGGAAUGUCCGGAGCAGCCUGAAGCUUUCAAUGAAAUGGAUCAAUUUGAUGAAAUUGAGACAGUUGGGAAAUCACUGUUGGACAGACUAACGGUGCCUGUAGUUUAUCCUGAUGGGUCUGAGCAGUAUUUUGGGAGCCCAAGUGAUAUGGCUUCUGCAGCAGAACACAUUAGAGAGAAGAUGAAGUUAGUUAGCCUGAAAAAGCAGCAGCUGAGACAACCAGAAGCCUCUACCCCAGAGAGCUAA